Messenger RNA from Punica granatum (pomegranate), 918 nucleotides. The record is from RefSeq and is a predicted model, not a curated record. NCBI's taxonomy places the organism in Eukaryota, Viridiplantae, Streptophyta, Magnoliopsida, Myrtales, Lythraceae.
CUUAUAUCUAUGUUUUUCUAUAUAAGUAAAUGCCAAUUUGCCUCCUUCCACUAGCCGACUUCUCUUUGCAUGCGUAUUGAAGAAAUCCCCUUCUUUUUCUUCCCCCAGCUAAAGAGAAUUUUGUUUCUGCUCACCGCCUCUAUCCUUUAAAAAGUCCAAGUUCCUCUCUCCAUUCGAAUCUCAAGUUAGUAUGAUAUGCUCGGUUGGUCUCACUUCGAAGUUCAGUUGACGCAGUAGUUCGUGUUCUAGUCGAUCUAAGAGCGGAAGAGAUGGGAAUCGUUUUGUCUCUUGGCGGGGCUGGCUCGAGGUGUUGCAUGGGAAUUGCCAUGAAGAAGCGCCCGAAAGUCCUGCAGAUCGUGAAGCCCGACUGUAAGAUAUUGGAGUACAGCAGCCCGAUCCUUGUCAGGGAUGUUCCAAUGAGCAUUGCGGCCUCAGGUAUUGGAAUAGGGAAGGGAAGUUCACAGCAUCUGCCUCCUGACUAUGAGCUGCAGAUCGGAGAGGUCUACUACGUCUUGCCCCCUCGGAGGCCUCCUGAUGGGACCGAACCGGAACCUGCAAGGAGGAUCAAGGUGGUUAUAACGAAGCAGCAACUUCAGCUUUUACUGGCUCGACAGGUAUCAGUGCAGGAAUUGAUGGCGGGUCUCGAUAACAAGAAGACUCUGUACCGUGGAGCUGAAGAUGGUUUGGCCCUGGCUUGGAGGCCCAACCUUGAAACCAUAGUGGAAGGAGUCGACUAGGGUUGGAUUAUGUUGUACCGGAGAAUAGAAUACAUGCGAAAAUCAAGGAAGAGUAGCUGCAUGUUACAUGUCAAAUUGUAAUAUCCUUAGAAAAAGCUCGAUCAUUUCCUUCCGGUAGACAGAACAUGUGUAGAAUAUCCUGCAAUGCAGUGCUAAUACCAGCGAUAGUUUCUAGCUUCCA